Chaetura pelagica (chimney swift) is the source of this 273-nucleotide messenger RNA. RefSeq names its product NADH dehydrogenase (ubiquinone) 1 alpha subcomplex, 11, 14.7kDa (gene NDUFA11). Lineage: Eukaryota; Metazoa; Chordata; Aves; Apodiformes; Apodidae. The record is from RefSeq and is a predicted model, not a curated record. The transcript is spliced from 3 exons. Gene Ontology annotation, biological process: mitochondrial respiratory chain complex I assembly. The annotation marks the transcript as partial.
GCUCUGCAGAUGGCGGCGGCGGACAGCGUGACCAGGGCUACACUAGGAGCCGUGUUUGGCGUAACAACCUGCCUCACUGCCCAGGUCCGAGAGGAACCAGAGGAUCCCUUGAACUACUUCAUAGGUGGAUGUGCAACUGGAGCUGCCAUAGGUGUAAGAGCUCACAGUUACAUGACUGGCACCACCGCGUGUUUGGGGCUUGGAAUUGCUGCUGCUCUGAUGAAGAUCGGCAACAAGGAGGGCUGGAGGCUGACGGGGCCUCCCAAGCUGUGA